Acanthosepion pharaonis is the source of this 714-nucleotide messenger RNA. NCBI's taxonomy places the organism in Eukaryota, Metazoa, Mollusca, Cephalopoda, Sepiida, Sepiidae. The record is from the annotation of a GenBank genome assembly.
AUGAGAAACAAAAAAAAACAUCAUUAUGGAGAUUCUUCUGUUCAUUAUCUAUCUAUCUAUCUAUCUAUCUAUCUAUCUGUCUGUCUGUCUGUCUGUCUAUCUAUCUCAGUCUGUUCAUUAUCUAUCUCUCUAUCAAUCUAUCUAUCUAUAUCAGUCUGUUUAUAUCUAUCUAUCUAUCUAUCUAUCUAUCUAUCUAUCUAUCUAUCUAUCUAUCUAUCUAUUACAGUCUGUUCAUAUCUAUCUAUCUAUCUAUUUAUCUAUCUAACACAGUCUGUUCAUAUCUAUCUAUCUAUCUAUCUAUCUAUCUAUCUAUUUAUCUAUCUAACACAGUCUGUUCAUAUCUAUCUAUCUAUCUAUCUAUCUAUCUAUCUAUUUAUCUAUCUAACACAGUCUGUUCAUAUCUAUCUAUCUAUCUAUCUUUCUAUCUAUCUAUCUAUCUAUCUAUUUAUCUAUCUAACACAGUCUGUUCAUAUCUAUCUAUCUAUCUAUCUAUUUAUCUAUCUAACACAGUCUGUUCAUAUCUAUCUAUCUAUCUAUCUAUCUCAAUUUCGGACGAGUGAUACCUUUCAGCACACCUUUGCGCACCUCUCUCUCCCUCCCUCCCUCUCUCUCUCCCUCUCCCUCUCUCUCUCCUACUCUCUCUCUCCCCCUCUCCCCCUCUCUCUCCCUCUUUCUCCCCCCUCUCUAUCUCACUCUCAUAAUAAUGAUACCUGA